GCCGACAUCACCACUGUAUGACCGUUCGUGGAAGUUAUAAGACUUCGCAAAGAGAGAGAGAGAGAGAGAGGGAGACUCUCUUCUCUGCAGUCCCUUCUGCCAGUUUGAUUGUUUAGAGGGUGCUGUUUCCUACUGAUGUUCCCAAAUCAAGUUUGCAGUACAUAUCUGAAGUAUAGAUCAAAUGCCCUCAUUAAAAAUGAAGACCAAAUUGAGCACGGGCUGUUUCAAAGAAAAAAAUGGUCUUCAUGCAUGUCAAAAGUCAAGUAAAAUUUCCAAAAAAUCAUGCUCGUAUGUCAGGAUUUCUGAACACACAGCCGAGUUUGACACAUGUAUUCCUGAAUGCGAGGAUGUUUCUUUAAACACACAAGUGUCCAUCAAGAACAUUGAAAGUGAUGGAGUCAUUGACCGUGAAGAAUUUCUGGAUGAAGAAAAUUCUCAGUUUCAGAACCAGCCAUCAUUUUUUGUUGAUUCUGCAACCAUUGGGAGAAUGGAAUCUGCCCACAAUUCAAACCUAGAGACGAUUUUUUCUCCUGCUUUGGAGCCCAUUGACAGCCAUACUGAACCAAAAGCUGAUGAUGAUGCAGGAAACAACAAAGAUCCUGACAUGCCAGGGUUGGGAGCUGAUGAGAGUGAUGAUAACAGAAGCUCAUCUGACUACCAAAGUUGUGAUGUAUCAGAUUUCUACAUAUCUGAUAUGAUUGUUGCUAGCUUACCCUACCAUGGAAAUGCAUUUGAUGAUGAUAAUGGUGGGGCGAAUUGCUUUCCUGAUUAUAAAUGUGCUGAGCCUAGUUUGUUGUUUGAUGUGACUGAGCAAUAUAUGAUGCUGCCCUUCCUUGAGGAUACUGUCAAAACCAGCGAUAUCAACCGUGCCAAAUCAUGUGAAGAAGCCAUGUUGGGUUCUGAUAAUACUAGCUUGUACCUAGCAAUUGAUCAAAUGAGACCCUGCAACCAGGAAUUUGAUGCCAACUCUGAUUCAGAUCAGGGAGAGUGCUUUGAUCCACAGGUGUUUAUAAAAAAUUUACCGGAACUCUCAGAUGUGGUAUCAAACUUUCAGCCCGCUAUAUUGCCAGAGGAAACUCAGAACAGGAAACAUGUAACACUAGUACUUGAUUUGGAUGAAACCCUUGUCCACUCUACAUUGGAACACCACGAUGAUGCGGACUUCACCUUCACUGUUUUCUUCAACAUGAAGGAGCACACUGUAUAUGUAAAACAGAGGCCUUAUCUUCAUAUGUUCUUGGAGAAAGUUGCGGAGAUGUUUGAAGUAGUUAUUUUUACUGCAAGCCAAAGCAUUUACGCAGAACAACUUCUUGAUACACUGGAUCCAGAUGGGAAGCUUAUAUCUCGCCGGGUUUACCGUGAAUCAUGCAUUUUUGCAGAUGGUAGUUACACUAAAGAUUUGACUGUUUUAGGUGUUGAUCUUGCAAAAGUUGCCAUAAUUGAUAAUUCUCCUCAGGUUUUCCGGUUGCAAUUCAAUAAUGGGAUUCCUAUAAAGAGUUGGUUUGAUGAUCCAUCGGACUCUGCACUAAUUUCCUUACUUCCCUUCUUAGAGACCCUGGUUGAUGCUGAAGAUGUCCGGCCGAUCAUUGCCAAGAGAUUUGGCGCUAUGAAUUUGAAUUAGAAACUUAUGUUUGAAUUGAUGAUCAAGCCUCAUAUGGAUGGGAGCAGCUCCUGAGUUAACGAAUCUGUUGAGAGACCCUCGAGCAGAUUGUGAAGGGAACAUGGUCUGAACUGCUCAUCUACUACAGUGAAGAAUUAUUGGAGAGAAAAAGAUGAUGAGUUAUGGGUGUAUAAAUUAGCUAAUUAUCGCCUGUUUGUCAUGAUCUUCUACCUGAAUCUAAUAAUCUAUUACACUUUCACAAUUUUGUAUACCCUUUUCUGCAGGUCAUUGGAAGAUCUUCUAA
This is a messenger RNA of Corylus avellana, 1904 nucleotides long. RefSeq lists its product as uncharacterized. Gene Ontology annotation, molecular function: phosphatase activity. Lineage: Eukaryota; Viridiplantae; Streptophyta; Magnoliopsida; Fagales; Betulaceae. The record is from RefSeq and is a predicted model, not a curated record.